Molecule: messenger RNA, 1089 nt
Organism: Dermacentor silvarum
Lineage: Eukaryota; Metazoa; Arthropoda; Arachnida; Ixodida; Ixodidae
Exons: 6
Coding region: 241-1089 (282 amino acids)
Source: RefSeq, a predicted model, not a curated record
AUCUACCAGAGUCCUUAGGACUCUGCUGCUUCGGUUCUAAGCUAAACCUCUUUUUUUUUCUCCGACUCCACUUUUCCUUAAACGGCGAGAGCGACAAACCGGCACCCGACGGGCACAAACCAUCUGAUUGCACCUGUGCACUGUCUCCAUCAUGCAGAGAAGGUGCUGGAUUACGCACCUUUCCUGUGCACCCUGUCGGACGAUGUGGAUUUAACGGUGUUUGUGUUCCCACCGGACGGCAUGUGCGAGGUGAUCUACUUCGACACGCUCUACCUCUACUUCAAGAACGUGGUCGGGAAACCCAUGACGAAGAACCUGAUCGACUUCCUCGAUUACUCCAAGGCGCACACCAACCGGACUCAGUACGGCGUCGGCAUUUCUUUCUACAACUACACGGACAUGAACAACUUGUUGUUAAAGCAAAAUGAGACUCUGUAUCGGUAUCUUGACUAUCUCGAAGAUCACAAAGCCAACAACUACGCCAUGCUCGACUGCCAAGACAGGUUCCAUCGAUCUUUUUCCGUCGCCUUCUUCAUGAUAGAGUCAUUUCAGGAAUACCACGAAAGCAAAGGUCAGCGUGUCGGCUUCAACCUGGUCUCCUCAAUAUUCGACAACAAAACCCUGCACGGAAUUAAUAUGUACGACAACCCCCUAAAUGAAAUCAAUUCACCUCCUCUCAAAUAUCUGCGCUACUACGUCUUCCUGACUCAUUAUCCGACCAGCGAUUACGUUGACGGCGACAUCUGCUUCGUCAAGACGCCGCAGGUGUUCUUCAGGCCGACGAAAAUUUAUGCCAACAUACUGUAUCCAGGUUGGACCUAUCACUGCAAUAUGCUCGACGCUUACGAUUACGAGUAUUUCCUAAGGACCUACAUGCCCCACUUGGACAAGUACCCGAGGGCCAUCACUUUCACCCUGAAGCAGUACAACGAGAAGCCUCGGUACCCCGACAAUAACGAGCCCUCCAUCGGUAACUACAGUUGGAACAACGAAUGUGCGCUGCACCCGAUUCCUCCCGGUGGGCAAUACCAGUACCCGGCGGGCUGGAAAGGGUUUGCGACUUUUGGUUAUCUAGUUGCACUGCUCUAG